UAUAAAAGAUCUCAGAUUCUAUCAUCAUAUCCCCGUUAGCUGACAGGUAUAUUAGUGCCGAUUCCUCUGUUCAAAUUUAAAGGCCUAAGAAAAUAAAGAUAUAAUGCUUCUAGCUUCCUUAGUUUUGUCAGCUUCACUUUUUUUCGAGAGUGUAACUGGGUCAGGAACAGCAGAAAGCUAUUUAGAUACAGUUUUAAAUACAGCGCUGCAACUCGAAAUCCGGUCUCUUGGAUUCGACCCAUUACCACUUCCAGACUUCCAAGCAGAAUUUGAAGAUCAUGUGAAAAUCUUCGGAAAAGUCCAUGGAACUGUGAAAUACACUGAAGGACUGCUUCAUGGACUAUCUCAUGCCAGACGAUAUGGAAAUUGCUCUGGACCAUAUUACGGAUACGGACAGCAACCUUUCGUCAAUUGUUCGAUUAAACUUGAUGAGUUAGGCAUAACUUUUAAUGGAAAAUUGAAGUACGGAAAACUACCAUCGACUUCAAUACGUGCUAAAGCAAACAUGUCUUCGACUAUAUUGAGUAUUGGUUUAUCUUAUUAUCCAUUCGACCUAAUUCAUCUAAGAAGCUUUUCAUUUCUUCGAAUAGGACAAAUUCAAAUAAAAUUUACAGGUUUAGGAUCUAUUUUAAAUAAAUAUUUAAAUGUUUUAGAAACCGGGUUUAUUGAGCAUGCUUGGCCAGCAAUUUUUAACAGUGUUGGAAAGGAAUUCCAAUUUGCAUUGGCGAAUGCAUUUGAAAGGAUUCCCUACAUGUGGUAUCAAAGAUAAAAUCAUGAGUAAAGAAAGGUAUCAUCAUCUUGAAAUAGAGCUGAGGCAGAUAUCUCUUCAUCAUGUCUGGUAGUAUCAGAGGUACUUAAGAAUUUAACAUUCUAAAAUAAAGUUAAGAGAAAGCUUAGAUUUUUAAGAUCAGUUUUGAAUCAAUAUGCUCUUAAGUACUUUGGGGUCCAAGAAUUUUUAUAAUAGGUAGCUUGCCUUUUUGAAAGUCGUUCGUGUUUGGUCUUGGAAAAUAAAUUUCAAUGUAUUUCUCUCAUAAUGUAUCAAAUAAUGAAAACA
Argiope bruennichi is the source of this 1054-nucleotide messenger RNA. RefSeq lists its product as uncharacterized. The record is from RefSeq and is a predicted model, not a curated record. The transcript is spliced from 3 exons. NCBI's taxonomy places the organism in Eukaryota, Metazoa, Arthropoda, Arachnida, Araneae, Araneidae. The coding region runs from base 104 to 769 and encodes 221 amino acids.